Molecule: messenger RNA, 1309 nt
Organism: Aegilops tauschii subsp. strangulata
Lineage: Eukaryota; Viridiplantae; Streptophyta; Magnoliopsida; Poales; Poaceae
Source: RefSeq, a predicted model, not a curated record
AUGGCCGCGUCUGGCUCUUGCCUCCGCCGCUCUCCAUGGCAGGAUCUCCCGGCAGAGCUGCUGGGCCUCGUGCUCCUGCGGCUGCCGUCGCAUGCCGACCGCAUCCGCCUACCCGCCGUGUGCUGCGCGUGGCGCUCGGGCGCAAGGCUGCAGCACCCGCUGCCGCCGCCGCUCCCCUGGCUUGCCCUCCCCGACGGCACCUUCCUCAGCCUCCCCGACGGCGCCGUUCACAGCUUGGCGCCCGUCCCGGACGACGUCUUCUAUGGAUUUUCAACCGGAGGCGCGCUCUUCCUCGUUCAUGAAGGCCGCACGUUCUCCCUCAUGAGCCCUUCCUCCGAGGCGACUGUCACUCUCCCUGAGCCACCGUUCUGGUUUCCAACAGAUAAGAUCAGCAAGGUGGCGGUGUCCGAUCAUCUCGUCGCCGUUCUGCGCGAUUCAAGGGUCUCCGUCUAUACUCGCGGCGGCGGUGCAGCAUGGGCCAGCACAAGAUGCAUGGAGUGGGCGCCGCCUGCAUACAAUUCCAUCGCCGACAUUGCACUGUUCCAAGGGAAGCUCUACGUCCUUACCGGAGAAGACGAGCUACAUGUCCUGGACGCCGGGGAUCAGCAGAUCACGGAUGUCUGCUGCAUACGCAAAAUCCCUACCCCGAGCCAUGAUUACUACGACCUCGACAAUCUAUGGAACAACGAUGAUUAUUAUCAUGGCACUGACAUGCGCGUACGACGGGACUACCUCGUCGUGGCCGGAAAUCAGCUACUGAGGGUGGAACUAAUGAUCGUUACACCAGCGGUAUAUCCGCCAUGGAGGGUUGACACGGGGAUAGAUCCGCAACAGACUUACCGGUUCCAUGUCUUCGAAGCCGCAGACCUGAGCUGCGGCCAUGGACGGUGGAGGGAUGUCAGUACGUUGAUGGGGCGUGCACUCUUCGUCAGCCAAAGCUGCUCCGAGUCGGUCCCUGCCGCUGCCGGCAACCAAUUUGGCCACGCCGGAGUUCGAGAAGAUUGCAUUUACUUUGUGAACAAAGAUGAUAGUACCAUGUGCUGGGACUGGCCUAGAAGGAGGACUACUCAUGAUGAGAAUCCCUUUCUCGACUCCGGUGUCUACAACAUGAGAGACCAGACAGUAUCACCGCUGCCGUUGGAGACAUCAGGGGCGUCCACGCUGAGGACGUGUGAUGGUAUAUGGCCUCCCGCUUGGCUUUUUCCCAAAACUUGAGCUAGCUAGGCUGCUAAUGAUUGUUGUGUCAAGCUGCGUUUGUGGUACUACGUACUAUUAAUAAUUAAGAUUUUGGACCUGUCAGUUAGAAUUA